CUCAGCACCCAGCCAAGUUGUUUUCUACAUGCGCCAUCCUGCGCCACCCCGCUCCCGCUUGUUGCCACCGCGCCUGCAGCGACUGGUGAUAACUUGAGCACCCGAGCCCAACGCCGGAGAGCGAAAUGAAAGCUCUGGUCUCCCGAGCCGCCCGAACCUGUGAUCGCUUGUGGCAGCCCGAGCCGGCCCUCCUGCCUCCGGGGUGACGCGCAGCCUCCAUUCGCCCAGACAGAUGGCUCCGCACCAAGUGCCGCGCCAGCUCCCCUGGAGGGAUGCCCACCCCUUCUUCCUCCUGUCCCCGCUCAUGGCCCUUCUCAGCCGGGCCUGGAGCCGGCUGAGCAGCCCAGGACCUCCAAAGCCCUGGCUGGUGGAAGCAGUAAAGAGGGCGGAUCAGGGAGAAGCUGGCCUGCUGGUAGAAGUUGAGGCUGCUAUGGCCACCCACUAUGCCCCCCGAGGCGGACACCUUCCAGGGGAGGCUGGAGACAGUGGAACAGCCGUGGAGGGUAGAGAAUCACCUCGAGUGGCCUGCCCUGCCCUAAGAGCCAACAGUUCUCUUCUCCAAGCCCAGGAACGUUCAGAUAAUAAUAAUGAAGAAGAGUGUGGUGGGGAAGAAGCAACCAGUGUCCCUAAAGAGCAGGGGAGUGAAUAUAUAGGUGGCCAGCUUGCUUCCCCCGCCCCCAGCCUUCUGACAGUACUGCAAGACCCUCCUGGGGAGGGGGAAUCUGAGGAAGGAGUUGCUGACGAUAAAGCGAUCACAUCCUUUUUCCCUCCAUCCCACUGGGAGUGUUGUCCAGAGAUGGAGGAGAAGGAAGAUGGAGAAGCUGUAAAUAAAGAAGCUCCCAGAACAUCUCCUUCCCCCUUAUCUCCAGGAUCCAAGCCCAGAGCCUGGGUAUAUUGCUCAGGGCAGGAAGAGGCUCCAGCCAAGGAGGAAGAAAGAACAGAAAAUAAAGAAGCCAGGAAGACCUCCAUUUCCCCUUCGUGUGCAGGCUCCCACCCCAGUGCCGGGCAGUGUUAUUCAGCGGGGGAGGAGGAGGAGGAGAACAACGAGGAGGAGAACGGAAAGGCUGAGGAAGGAGGAGGUGACCCUGAGCCACACUCCUCAAUUCUAGCCCAGAGGCCCCUGCUCAGGACCUGGCAGCAUCCACCUAAUAAGAUCACAGAGGAAGAGGAGGAUGAGAACAAUGCCUCAGGGGAAGCUGAGGGCCUGUCGACCAUCCCCCCCACAAGCGCCUUCACGAAGGCCUGGGUGUGUCCGCCAGGAGAGGACACAGAGGAGGAAGAUGGGGACAGUGAUUCAGGAGCAGCUGAGGAGGAGGGAGACGCUGAGGGUCCCACCUCCGUCCCCACCAAAAGUACCGUCAUGAAGGCCUGGGUGUGUCCGCCAGGAGAGGACACAGAGGAUGAGGAGGAAGAAGAAGAGGAUAGUGAUUCAAGAGCAGCUGAGGGCCCCUCCUCCAUCCCCACCACAAGUACCUUCUUGAGGGCCUGGGUGUACAGACCAGGAGAGGACACGGAGGAGGAGGAGGAGGUGGAGGAGGGCAGUGAUUCAGAAGAAGCUGAGGGCCCCUCUUCCAUCCCUCCAACAAGUACCUUCUUGAGGGCCUGGGUGUACAGACCAGGAGAGGACGCAGAAGAAGAGGAGGAAGAUGGGGACAGUGAUUCAGGAGCAGCUGAGGAGGAGGGAGACGCUGAGGGUCCCACCUCCGUCUCCACCAAAAGUACCAUCAUGAAGGCCUGGGUGUGUCCACCAGGAGAGGACACAGAGGAUGAGGAGGAAGAAGAAGAAGAUAGUGAUUCAAGAGCAGCUGAGGGCCCCUCCUCCAUCCCCACCACAAGUACCUUCUUGAGGGCCUGGGUGUACAGACCAGGAGAGGACACGGAGGAGGAGGAGGAGGAGGAGGAGGACAGUGAUUCAGAAGAAGCUGAGGGUCCCUCUUCCAUCCCUCCAACAAGUACCUUCUUGAGGGCCUGGGUGUACAGACCAGGAGAGGACACAGAAGAAGAGGAGGAGGAGGAGGACAGUGAUUCAGGAGCAGCUGAGGAGGAGGGAGACACUGAGGGUCCCUCUUCCAUAUCCCCUCCAAGUGCCUUCUUGAGGGCCUGGGUGUUUCGACCGGGAGAGGGCACAGAGGAGGAAGAUGAGGAGAAUGAGAAUGUUGGUUCCGAAGCAGCUGGCUCAGAGCCAGGUUCUUCCAUUCAGGCCCAGAGCGCCGCCUUCAAGGGCUGGAGGUCUCCACCAGGAAAGGAGACAGAGGGAAGAGCGGCUGAGCCCCGCCCCUUCCGAGUGGCCAUCUAUCUACCUGGAGAGAAGCCACCGCCUUCCUGGGCUCUUCCUCCACUGCCCCUCCGACUGCAAAGGCGGCUCAAGUAUGCAGAAACCCCCGCCCGGCAUCUGGACCCUGAAACUCCCCAAAAAGCCACAAAGGUGCGCUUCUCUGAGAAGGUCUCCAUCCAUUUCCUGGUUGUCUGGGCUGGAGCGGCCCAGGCUGCCCGUCGGGGCCCCUGGGAACAGCAUGCCCGGGAUCGCAGCCGCUUUGCCCGCCGAAUUGCCCAGGCCCAGGAAGUGCUGGGCCCCUGCUUCACCCCUGUGGCCCGGGCCAGGGCCUGGGUACGUCUCAGGAACCCCCCCACUCCUCUGGCAGCCACACCUGCCCCCACCCAGACCUUGCCCACAUCCCCCGUGCAAACCAUGCCCUUGAGCCAUACUCUAGGUUCUCCCAUCUCUACUUUUGUGCCUCCUUGCCUAGACCUCAGCUGGAGGCGUGGCUAGGAUCAUGUGGUGUUUGUGUUAUCUGUUAUUUAUUUAUUUUUACUGGUAGGUUUAAGAAAUAAAGCCUUUUGAUUUGU
Messenger RNA from Pteronotus mesoamericanus, 2847 nucleotides. It is a transcript of the gene PPP1R15A, whose product is annotated as protein phosphatase 1 regulatory subunit 15A. Bases 233 to 2770 code for a protein of 845 amino acids. Gene Ontology annotation, cellular component: protein phosphatase type 1 complex; endoplasmic reticulum. Gene Ontology annotation, biological process: response to endoplasmic reticulum stress. Lineage: Eukaryota; Metazoa; Chordata; Mammalia; Chiroptera; Mormoopidae. The record is from RefSeq and is a predicted model, not a curated record. The transcript is spliced from 3 exons. Gene Ontology annotation, molecular function: protein phosphatase regulator activity.